AUGACCUGUGAUAUCUGUGCUACUCUUUCAAUCACUUCCCUUUCCAUCUGUUUGUAUUCAAGCCCCCACAAAAUGAAUAAGAGUGGGCGUGUUGAACCGACCCCGCCGGAGUGCGCGCUGGCCGCCGAGAUGUUCGACCACUUCUGUUCGGCGGGGACUAUGAAACAAAUCCUUGCAUUGCAUCGGGAAAUAUGCAAUACGCUCAACCUGAAGCCAAAUAGGCUUCCCGAUUUCUAUCCAAAACUAAAGGCAAAGUUAGCCAAGUCGUGGAAAGCCCAGGCUUUGUUCAAAAAAUUUGACCUACGUGCUAACCAUAAGGUGUAUGGCAAAGGUAAAUCAUGUGCGCAGACAAAAGUACUCAUAAUUGGUGCCGGUCCAUGUGGUCUCAGAGCGGCGAUUGAGUGUCAGCUUCUAGGUGCCAAAGUGGUGGUGAUCGAAAAGCGUGAUCGGAUUUCACGCAACAACGUCUUACACUUGUGGCCCUUUGUAAUCCAGGAUCUACGCGCGCUCGGUGCAAAAAAGUUUUUUGGAAAGUUUUGUGCUGGCUCCAUUGACCACAUUAGUAUACGUCAGUUGCAGUGUAUUUUAAUGAAGGUUGCUUUGCUACUGGGCGUUGAGUUACAUGAAGGUGUCAGCUUUGAAGAGCUUUUGGAGCCAACCAUCACAGAGAAUUCUGAAAGACUAGGUUGGAGAGCGCGCGUUUCUCCCAAUGAACAUCCAGUCAAACAGUACGAGUUUGAUGUGUUAGUGGGUGCAGAUGGAAAGCGAAAUACACUGCACGGUUUCAAGCGUAAAGAAUUUCGAGGAAAACUUGCAAUGGCUAUUACAGCUAACUUCAUCAAUAGGCACACAGAACAGGAAGCUUCGGUUCCAGAAAUUAGUGGAGUUGCCUUUAUAUUUAAUCAAAAAUUCUUCAAGGAAUUAUAUGAGGUGACUAGAAUUGAUCUUGAAAAUAUAGUCUACUACAAAGAUGACACUCAUUACUUCGUGAUGACGGCUAAGAAACACAGCCUUUUGGAUAAAGGAGUGUUGUUGAAUGACUAUGCUGAAGUGUCGCGGCUUCUGAGCGUUGAGAAUGUAGAUCGUGCUGCAUUGAUGCGUUAUGCGCAAGAGGCUGCACGAUUUUCAACUGAUGGCCGCUUACCGUUACGAGACUUCGCUCUGAACCACUACGGUGAACCCGAUGUCGCACUUUUCGACUUUACUUCUAUGUACGCGGCGGAAAACGCUAGUAUGGUGUACGAAAGACAGGGUCGAAAACUUUUAUGUCAACUUGUCGGCGAUAGUUUGCUAGAACCGUUCUGGCCGACAGGAUCAGGCUGCGCUCGUGGUUUUCUGUCAGCGUUAGACGCGGCAUGGGCCGUACGAGCAUGGGGACAAAGUCCCUCACCACAUCCAUUACAGGUCAUUGCUGAAAGGGAAUCUAUAUAUAGACUUUUGGCUCAAACUACUCCAGAAAAUUUGCAUCGUGACUUUGGUGCUUAUACAUUGGACCCUGGUACGCGGUACCCAAAUCUGAAUCGAACAGCUGUAACACCUCAUCGGGUCACCCCAUUCUAUGACUCUGAUGACCCGUUACCUUUGGAUGCUACAUCAGGAGUUAGAAAGCGACGGCGUGAUGCAGACAUCCCCGAAGAGGCACUUAUAUCAUGGGUAGGGUGUUCGGAGCCAGGCAUCCGAGCGGCUACUAGUGCAUCCGCCCUUACAGACCUUCUGCGACGCUACCGGCCUGACCUCAUACCACCUAACUCAUCACCAUUGGCUGUCUACCAUGUGCUACAGCAUGAAUUUGGAAUUACGCCAUUUACGACGAGCGGUCAGACACGUGACGUGCCUGUUGCUAAGUUGCGGUCCUAUUUAGCGCGAGUGUACAACGCCUUCAAGGGCGAGGUCCCCCACAUACAUCACCAAACCGACGUGUUCGAUCAGAUCAAAAGAAAUCAACAGAAAGAGAAGCAUGUUCGAAAUACGGCGGAGCAGCCAGUUUCUGUAUAUUCGAAUGUUGCUGAAAUCGAUAAAUCUACAUCGAGCUACAGAAAGAAACGUCGCUCUCUGCGCACUCCUCAAGUAAGUAGCGAUGCCUCUGAGUACAUAAGAAAAAAGAUCGGCAAGUUAGACCUUAAUGAUAUCACACAGCUAGCUCGCCUGAUAGAAGGCCAUGAUGCUAUUGUAAAAGAAGAUACGUCCACCGAUAAGCAAAAAGCCAUUCAGGAUGAAAUAUUAGCAUUAAUUGACCCCAAAGAUUCCCCAGAUCCGAAAAUAGUCCGAGAUACAUUGGAACAACUACUCCAAGGAAAGAUAAAAAUAAAGCCCAAAGAAUCGAAUGAGUCGAAUUUGGCACUUAGGUUUUUCGAAAAUAAAAAAGUUAAAUUGAAACGACGACCAUCAAAGCCAUCUCCGAAACUUAAAGGAUUGGAUAUCGCUUCCUUAGAGGCACCAGAUUCCUCGGACACAUUUCAUGACAAUUCCGCAGAUUCCAAAGAUACGGUGAUUCAAAUUAAUAAACCAAAGAAAAAUGAAAAGAAAAAUGAAUUUAUUCGGUCUUACUCAACAGAUGAAAAAAAGAAAGAGCAGUUCAUUAGUUCUACGUCCAUUGAUACUCGUAUUCCACAAGCCGAAGUUAUUGAUCCAAUCCGUAAAAGAUAUUCGCAAAGCCUCGAAGUGAUUUCGAUUGAGCGUUCUCGUUCCUCACCGUCUUUAGAAAAUUUACUAAACCGUGAAUCCCAUUCUAUGCGAUCAAGGUCGAUUGAAAACUUGCAGAAAAUAGCCGAUUUUUUUGAAGGGAAACGUCGUAGUACACCAAGCCCUGAACGUACAAAAAGGGUAGAAUCUAUUGGCAACUCUGAAAUGAAAUUGCGAAGACAGCGGAUAGCAGCUUUAUUUCGAGGUAAUAAACCACGGCAGAGCCCUGAAUUGACUCAGAGAAGAAAUUCGAGUGACAUGGGUUUUAGAGUGCAAAGGUUCUUAGAUAAGAUGCAGAAGAGAAAUGCCGAACCGAAGCGACCGAAGAUCGGGGGCAAGAGAAAAGCGGCCCGGGAGAUUAUGAAGCAGCGGUUCGAGAAAAGUUUGCAAAUGUUAGCGGCUGAGCGUCGUGUGGAAUUCGUUACAUCCGCAGACUUGCAGAACGACUAUAGUUUGCAGCAGUAUAGGGCCAACGCGCCUCAUUUCGACGAACGUGUAAAGAAACUGGAGAAACAAUUGCAACACAAUGAAGAGGGCCGGAUAGUAGGGGGUGGAAUCAAAGCAGUAGACGGAGGGGCUCGAGUGGCGCGACUUGCAGCUGAACUUUCGAACACCACUCCAACCACAGUACCACCGAAACCUUCCAAGCCCAAGGAUCUGAUUAGAUCAGUCGGCAAAAUCGAAAGAGAUGACUGGAACGUUAAAGAAAUCGAACGAAAGAUUUUGGAGAAUCGGCUCGGUAGGCCCGAACCGAAAGGCGCGGAGAAGGUGCCAAAGUGGGAUAGAGAACAAUUUCUUGGGCGUCAAAGGAGAUUGAAGGAAGGUCAACAGGCUGAAGAGAAGUGGGGUGAAAUCGAUGAUACUCUGCACAAACUUGACCAGAAGUUAAAAGACUCAGGUCGACCAGAUCAUGGCACUAAAAAGGUCGCUAACUUAGCUACAAAAUUUGUUAAAAGGGAAGAAACUGACACCGAUAAAGUUAUUCCCAAAGAAGAGAGCAAAAAGAGUUGGCGUGGUCCGUCUUCGACGGGAGUACAAUGCGCAUCUUGCGGGACACGUGUUUUUGCGGCGGAGGGAGUUACUGCUGAUGGCUUGCAUUUGCAUAGGGCUUGUUUUCGAUGCGCUGUUUGCAAGACGGUGCUGAGGCCUGGAAACUACACUAUGGAGCGGUACGGCAGUCGCCUAGUAUGUAUGCGCCACUCGGGCGUUAGCGUUCCGGAUGCCGUAACGGCUACAAGCGUUUUGACACCGUCUUCUCAACCUCAAGCAAUAACUUCUACACCGGAACGAAUUAGUCUAGAACUUUCGGACAGUGGCGCUCGAGAAAUUGAUGAAGAUGAAUGGACUGAUAGGAACUGCCUCGCAUCUGAGACGUCGGGCGCCGGUGGACUAAGUGAGGAGGAGGAAUCGUCGGAGGAGUGGACUGAUGUUGAAAGCGACGAUGAAGCGCAAAUAUCACCGAAACCGGUUCGUGAGUCCGCGCCUAGAUCUGCACACCGGACCAAAUCGGACCUGCUCAUGCUUUACUUCUCCGAUGACUCUUUUGGUUACGAUGACUUCUCCGAUGAUGGUGCGGAGUCAUCCGGCAACGAGUCGUGUUCGCGGAUGCGCGCGGCACGGGAGGCGAGGCGGCGCGAGGUGCCUGUCGACGCGCGGCCGCCCACCGACAGCAGCGAGGUGGAGUCUGAAGAUGAAAUUGAAUCAAGCGAUGAAGAGGUGUCAUCAGCUACAGAAGUAUCCACGGACAGCGAAUUUGCCCGCGAGGAAUGUGCUCCGGCACCUUCCCCGCCUGCAAUUAUGGUCACUGAAGCCCCUCCACCGGCCCCCCCACCCACGCAGGAUUACCCACUCAGUAGAACUCGCUCGGCUGGUGGACUUGCUACUAAACGUGCAUUAGAGUUAAAAAGAAGAUAUUUGCUAGGAGAACCAUCCCCACCAGCUGUGAGAAAAUCAGACUCCACUUCUCAGUUAGACACUAAACUUGAGGCGUUCCGUACCAAUAUAACAGAGUUCCAGAAAAUGCUUCAUCCAGCACCUGCACUCCCAAGCCAGACUCAACCACAGAUGCCUGUUGUUGCUUUGCAGGUCUCGGAGGAAAGUAAAAUAAAACCUAUGCCUGACAUUAUUAAGAACUUAUUCGAAGAUGCGCCUGUUGACUUACUUAUAAAAGUUGAUUCACCGUUAUGUAAGAGUGAGUGGCGAGAACUAAUUAAAGAGGAAAAAAAAGUAUCCGAUUUGGAAACAGAUUCUCUCUCGGACGAUGAUUCUUCCCAUACAGAAACCGCUCCAAACCAGUCAGUACCUAGAGUCGAAGUGCAUGACGAAGGCGGAGAAUUAAUACAAUUAGACAGCUUAAUGCUUAUCAAUAGCAGUACAGAGGAAAAUGACGAAAGAGCUACAGGAACUGCUACACCUAUAGUUCCUACAAUUAUUGCAGUGGAGUCAGAAUCAUCAGAAUCUUGUCGUGAUGCUACAACUCUCGCAUUAACCGAGACAGAACUCUCUGAUUGGGCUGCAGAAAGCGCAGUAUUAGAUGAUUGUGGCCUAGAAGAAAAAGAAGAAAAGAAGAGAAAUAAAAAUCCUAGAACUUUAAGUGGUCCUAAAUCUGUGCAUGAUGCAAAAAAUAUAUCUGCUAUAACUUCACAUGUUUGCGGUCGAACAAGUCCAUUAGAACCUAUUGUGUAUUCAAACGCAUUGGAACAUUUUGAAUUCGUGGAUGAAGGCGACCAAGAUCCAACGAUAGGAACUCCUGUCACACCACGGAACGAAGGUUACGUAGAAUUCGUUGAUGACAAUUUGGGUCCUUAUUGCCCGAGCAAUGAUCGAUCGAAAAAUUUCAUUGAAAGAAGUUUUUCAGAAACUUUGGUAACGCCUACUGGCCUUGAUGUUAGUAGAGACGUAAUGACCAAUGAUUUUUCUGAAGUAAUUGAAUUUAUUGAUAAAGAUGACUCACAAGAAUGUGAGUCGAGUGAGCCAAAGGUAGAAAGCAAUAUAAAAUCACCUCUUGAAUUAAGUGACAAAUCUAGCUGUGAGAAUGCUAUACAAAAUAAAGUUAUGAAUACUGAAAUAGAAGCAGAAGGUUCUUGUAGUAAUAAAGACUUGGACGACAUGAAAAUGAAGUUUGAAUCUAUCAGCUUAUCAGAAAUUUCGCCUCCAUUAGAAGAAAAUGAUUCAAAUACAGAAAAAGCAAAACAUCAAAAUACAGUAUUAAAAGAUAAUAUUAUAGUAGAGGAUGCUCCUUCGCCUUUAGCACAAGAUACAUCACGUUUUCGAGAUUUUAAGUAUACUAGCAAAAAUUCACCUAUAUCAUUGGUCUCUCCUGCUUCUAUAAGACUGUAUUCACCUGCUAUAUGCCGAUCUGCCAGUGAAACGUUUAAAACGUCCAAUUCUCGGUGUACAGAUUCACCGUCACGUAGUGUGGAGCUGCCCGCAAUUAAUUUAAGCUCAUCUAUUAGUCCAACUCCUUUGCGAGAUAUGACUGAUAAAGUACAGGAGAUUAAAAGAGAGAGAGAAGAACAGACCGAAGUGGUUAGGAGGUUGGUUCUAGAGAGGCUAGGGAAUGAACCCCGGCUUGGAAGGAAAUCAACUCGCAAGACGAGGGUUUCACCUGCAGCUAGUGUUCCUCCACCCGUCCCUCCUCCCCCUGUCCUACCGGUACCCUCGCUGCCACCAACACCUCCACCACCUACAUAUUCCUCCCCGCCCCCGAGACCACAGCCCCCUUUAAUUACUUUACCAGUCGCACCAUCAUUCUCGGACCCGGAACUUGCAAGAGAAAGAAGGACAAAAGGUAUAAUGAAGAGCAUUUCAAAUUACUUGAACAGACACCUUGGACCUCGCCACAAGUGGGUCUCGGAGCCGGACCUGACGACGCACGAAAAUCAGGCGGCAGUGCGAUGCAACGUGCACAAGUCUACAGGAGCGCUACAAGAAGCACCACCAGUUCCACCUCCUCCGGCAAGUUAUUCCCCACCCACCGACGCACAUUCGUCGUAUAGAAGGAUACAAAGUCCAGUGGAUGUAGACGAGCGCGACGCUAUGCAGCUAUGGUUCGAGGCCAGGUGGGCGCGACUUGUGGCUCAAAGACGGGCCCGUGAAUCUUCCCGUCAUGAGCUACUUCGUCACGAGUCACUGUGCCAUGAGCCCAGCGCAAGAAGACUCGCGCGACUUGAACGACGACUGAGCAGACCUCUGUCUGCGGAGCAACAAGCAGCCACCGUUGCUGAGUUAGUCCAAGUUUCCGCACAACGGGAUGCUCACCAAGCUCUCAUGGCGGCGGAUAGGAGGCGAAGUGCAGCUGGAGGGGUUGUAGGAGAUUAA
Messenger RNA from Parnassius apollo (apollo), 7002 nucleotides. The record is from the annotation of a GenBank genome assembly. Lineage: Eukaryota; Metazoa; Arthropoda; Insecta; Lepidoptera; Papilionidae.